AUGGGUCUCAUCAAAAGAGAAGGGUUCUUAUUAUUAUUGUUGAUGAGCCUUGCUUGCUUCGUUGUAUUUGCAACAGCAACAAGGGACUUGGCCAUGAAGGCAAAACAACACCAAGACCUAUCUAUCAGAAUCAGUAGGCUUCAAGGGAAGAAUAGUGAUGAUAACAAUGAAGAAGAGGCAGUGAAUUGCUGGGAUUCGCUAUUGGAGUUGAAAUCUUGUAGCAAUGAGAUUGUUCUGUUCUUGAAUGGUGAGUCUCACCUUGGUCACGAAUGUUGCCAUGUAAUUUAUGUGUUUACACGUAAUUGUUGGCCUGCAUUGCUCACUUCUUUCGGUGUCACUGUUGAAGAAACUAAUAUCUUACGAGGCUACUGUGAUGCAGCUGCUCCUUCUGAUCAUGAUUCAGCUCCUGCUUCCACACCUGUUCCACCUGCAAAAUGUGUUAUAUAG
This is a messenger RNA of Arachis duranensis, 447 nucleotides long. Its product is annotated as egg cell-secreted protein 1.3-like. The record is from RefSeq and is a predicted model, not a curated record. Gene Ontology annotation, biological process: double fertilization forming a zygote and endosperm. Lineage: Eukaryota; Viridiplantae; Streptophyta; Magnoliopsida; Fabales; Fabaceae.